This is a messenger RNA of Trichomonas vaginalis G3, 1329 nucleotides long. RefSeq names its product protein ubiquitination. Bases 1 to 1329 code for a protein of 442 amino acids. The transcript has a single exon. Lineage: Eukaryota; Parabasalia; Trichomonadida; Trichomonadidae. Gene Ontology annotation, molecular function: protein binding. The record is from RefSeq and is a predicted model, not a curated record.
AUGUCUGAUCAAGACAUUCACCCAAGCAAAUACAGUAUAUUACGAGAUACCUAUAAAUACUACAUCGAUUCAUAUAAUGCGCUCUAUCAGUUAAAAACAGAAAAAGAAGAAGAAUUAAACUCAAUUUACAAAAUGAUCAAAACAGAAUUGAUUGAUUCAAAGAAAGACCUUCCACAAAAUGUUAUACGUAACAUUUUAAAAAUAAUCAAGUAUAAAAACCGCUAUACAAAGUCAUAUUUGACACUUGCGAAACAUAUAUAUGAUGAUUAUCAUGUAACAGAGGUCAGCAAAUUUCCACUCACUCCUAACUUCCUGUUUUACAAAGAAUAUGGAAUUAAAUUAUACAAAUCUGCUGAUUUCAGAUACAUUUACGUAAAAAAAUUCGAAAUUCAUUCAGAAAAUACAAUUUACAGGGCAAUUAUGUACAAUGACAUAGAAACUUUCAUCGCAUUCACUGAAAGAGAUGGAUUUGAUAAAGAUCAAAAAUUUAGAAGCGAUUUAUAUCCAGAAUUAUUCGAUCCAUACUCAUUACUUGAAUUAUGUAGUUACCACGGUGCAGUUGAUUGCUUUAAGUUUUUAAGAACAAAAUUUAACUCAUAUAUAUCCGAGAAUUGCCUGGCAUUAUCAUUUUUAGGAGAAAAUCCAGAGAUUAUGAGUGAAUGUUUGAAAUAUCAAAAACCUGGCGGUUAUUGUAUGAAAUUUGCAAUUGCUUCUCAUAACAUUGAUUUUGUUACAUUCUUGAUGAACAAAUACAAAAUGAGGAUAAGGUUAUGUAAUUGCUUAAGAUUUAAAAAUUUGGAGGCAUUUUUUGUUAAAUUCGAUCGAACUAAUAAUGUUGACAAAUGCUUUAUUUAUUCAGCAAAGUUUGGUAUUCCAUCUCUUUGCGAUUUUUUCCUUUCAGCUGGUGCAAAUAUCAAUGAAACAGAUAAAAAAGGAAAAACUGCUCUUAUAUACGCAGCAUACAAUAAUAGAAAAGAUACAACUGAACUUCUUAUUGCAAAAGGCGCAAAUAUCAACAUAGAAGAUAACAGUGGAAGAACCGCUCUUCAUAAAGCGGCACGUUACAAUAGUAAAGAAACAGCUGAACUUCUUAUUGAAAAUGGCGCAAAUAUCAACAUAAAAGAUAAAGGUGGAAGAACCGCUCUUCAUAAAGCGGCUCGUCAUAAUAAUAAAGAAACAGCUGAGAUACUUAUUUCACUAGGCGCAAACAUCGAUGAAGUUGAUGAAAAUGAAAGAACCGCCCUUGAUUAUGCAGCAUGGUAUGAAAGUAAAGAAACAAUCGAACUUCUUCUUUCACAUGGUGCACGCUGCAACUCUUUAGUUUUCUGA